Anguilla anguilla (European eel) is the source of this 7174-nucleotide messenger RNA. RefSeq names its product glutamate receptor ionotropic, kainate 5-like. Lineage: Eukaryota; Metazoa; Chordata; Actinopteri; Anguilliformes; Anguillidae. The transcript is spliced from 21 exons. Gene Ontology annotation, cellular component: presynaptic membrane; plasma membrane; postsynaptic membrane. The record is from RefSeq and is a predicted model, not a curated record. Gene Ontology annotation, biological process: synaptic transmission, glutamatergic; monoatomic ion transport; modulation of chemical synaptic transmission. Gene Ontology annotation, molecular function: kainate selective glutamate receptor activity; transmitter-gated monoatomic ion channel activity involved in regulation of postsynaptic membrane potential. Bases 2592 to 5714 code for a protein of 1040 amino acids.
GAGAGAGUGAGAGUGUGUGAGAGAGCGAGAGAGAGAGAGAGAGAGAGAGAGAGAGAUUGCAGUUUGCAGUCCUGCACUGUGGAAUUACGGCAAACCAAAAUGUGUUGGGGGCUGAGAAGGAGAAAAAGGAAGGAGGAGAGGCAGGAGAAGCAGUGCUGUAGCCUUCACUGAAACGCAUUUCCCCUCUUUAGAGCUCACUGCCAGAGGAGGGGAGGGGGAGCUGCUUAUUCACCAAAGAACGGCAGCAUUCUAACCAGGGUGUCAUUGCGAUCGCGUUCGUCCGUAUACGUGCGCGCGUGUGUGUGCGUGUGCAAGUGUGUGCACGUGUGUUUGCGUGCGCCGACAUGCUAGGGCUUUGUGCGACGAUACGAAUCACAUCUUUUCUUCUGUUUUCCUCUUUAUUUUCGGAAAAAGGGCAGUUUCGCGGUUUUGCGCAAGAGGGAUUUGACAGGCGGAUGUGACCGCGGCGCGGGCUCUGUGGCACCUUCCCCCGGCGUCGCUGAGCGCUCAGUGUAGCCGUCCUAUUGGUAUUCAGCUGAUGGAGGUGCAUGGGCUCCUUCCCUCCUCAGUCGGGCUGGAAUCACAGUGCUGGGAUUGUGUUUGCCUGUGGAGAGGGAACUAAAAUGGGGCCAGAUUAUCUCGGUCCUUCCUUUCUUACCUGGAGCCACUUCCUGCUCUGCCCAAGGCCAAGCGUACCUACGUGUGCCCACUCUCACGUCCGCUAACGCCCACACAGACGCCCGGGCCUCCUCUUAUCUCUCAGGCCUGCUACUGGAGAUUCCAUCAGCUGGAGCCCAAAUUGGAUCAGUGAGCAGCUAUCUGUCUUCAUACAGAACAAGGACUGGGUCUGGGAUGAAAGAGUUCUAGAGGAACUGGGUUUCAAAUCGCGCAGAUACACACUGAUGCUACUGCCCUGGAAGCAUGAGGGAUGGCUGUUGGGUUGGACCACCAACCGUAAAACUUGGAUUUGAACCUACAGCAGCACGAAGUAUAGGGAAGAACUGGGAGCAGUAGGCCAAAAUAAGCAAUUAAGGCCGAGGCUGGACAAGUCUUUGCACGGCGACAACGAGACGGAACUAAACUGAGGGACGUACAAAGGAGAGAGGUUCUCACAAGGAGACACCACCAUGGGCUUCUCAAAAACGAUCAGAAUUUUCCUCUGGGUGUCUCGGCAAAAUCGGCUGACUUUUUUGACGCAGGCCUUUCCGAGUUUGCGGAUUGGACUGUGAGCAGGGCUGGGAGAGAAAGUUUUGAACGAGAAACAUUUUUUAAACUUUCACACCUCUGCUUCCUUGCCGGUGCGUGAGGGAACUGAAGCAUUGGCGCAGAACCUCGACGCGGAGCAGAGGGCCAGAGCAGCAGAACACAGAGACUGAAGUGAGAAAGCGGUGAGGAGAGCGAGCGAGGCAGGGAGAGAGGGGGGAGAGAGAGGACUUAGCCCGGAGAGCUCGUCUGUUUCACGGCGCUGCUGUGGCAGAAGAGACAGAGGGGAAGGAGUAGGUGAGGGUGGAAGGAAGAGCAGCUCGAUGGCUGGAGGGGACGAAGGGGCCAGAUCCCUGGGCUGGGGGGGUUAACGGUUAGACGCCGAUCCUUUCGGCCGGCGGCGCUAGCGGCGUAGCGUCUCCGCGGCUCCCCGGCCGCGUUGCUGCCGCCCUCGUUAGCCGUAGCCGCCACUGCGUGCUGCUGGAAGCGCGGGUCACCGCAAUAAGGUGAAGAGCUACCGAUUCCCUGCCUCUGUUUCUCUAGCUCCAGCAGGGAUACGCUGAGAGGAGUGAGGGACAGAGAGAGAGAGAGAGAGUGAGAGAGAGAGAGUGAGAGACUGAGGGAACGAGAGAAGGAAGCGGCGAGAAGGGGAACAGGUGCAGCUUCGUUUAUCUUUUUCUUCUCAUUGAGUUUUUUUCUCUCCUCUUCCUCUCAUCUAGAGAGACAUUUUUUUAAUCCAGCUUCAACCGAGAGGGGGGAGGCCUUCAUACAUCAGAGAGAGAGAGGGAGAGAGAGAGAGAGAGAGAGAGAGAAAGGAGGAGAGGCCUUUUUUGGACCGAAUCUGCUUUUUCAUUUAUUUCCCCCCGCUCCACCGUUUCUCCAGCCGCCACAGGCUCUGUCACUCCGUCACCCUCUGUCUCUCCGUCGCGGAAAGAACCAGACGCCAUCCUUCCCUCUCUCUUCUCUCUCUCCCUCUCUCUCCCUCUCUUUGAUAAUUGGAGGCUGUGAUAUUUCCUUUUUUUUCCUAUUUCAAAUCUUUUUUUUUCCAAAAGGAACAGUGCUAUUUUAGAGGUCAACAACAGGGAAUCUGACAUUUUGUCCCUAGUGAACAGUGUACCAUACCCCCCGCCCGUCACAACCACCACCCCAUAAAAGAUAAUUAACCCCCACCCCCACGGCAACCCCAAAGCUGCUGAUCAAAUCCCACACCUUAACCCCUCGCUUGGAUUUUUUUUUAACCUCUUCACUCAACCCUGGCUCUGCUUCCUCUGCUGCUGUGCUGGCCAGCUACUCCAGGGAUCUAUGGAAAACAGCGCCUAGCAUCGUCUGAUUCAUUCCGUGGCGGAACAGGCAGCCAGAAGACCGUUCUCCAUGAGGAGCAGUAGAAGAUGCCGGCUCUGCCAGCGCUGCUGCUGUCGAUUCACUCUGUCUUCCUGUUACUGACCAUGGCCCCGUCCUCUCACAGCCAGGCCCCCGUGCUGUCCUCUGUCAGAAUGGCGGCAAUCCUGGACGACCAGUCGGUGUGUGGGCGGGGGGAGCGGCUGGCCCUAGCGCUGGCCAGGGAGAACAUCAACAGCAUUAUGGAGGGCCCGGUCAGGGCCCGCGUGGAGGUGGACAUCUUUGAGCUGCAGAGAGACUCCCAGUACGAGACCACCGACACCAUGUGUCAGAUUCUACCGAAGGGUGUAGUCUCUGUUAUUGGCCCUGCUUCAAGCCCGGCCUCGGGUUCCACUGUCAGCCACAUAUGUGGGGAGAAGGAGAUUCCUCAUGUGAAAAUCGGCCCUGAGGAGACCCCGCGGCUCCCGUACCUGCGUUUCGCGUCCGUCAGCUUGUACCCUAGCAACGAGGACCUCAGCCUCGCCAUCGGGGCCAUUCUGCGUUCCUUCGGAAACCCGACCACGAGUCUGGUGUGCGCUAAGGCCGAAUGCCUGCUGCGAUUGGAGGAGCUGGUGCGGCGCUUCCUCAUCUCCAGGGAGACGCUGUCCAUCAGGAUGCUGGACGACAGCUUGGACCCCACCCCUUUGCUAAAGGAGAUCCGCGAUGACAAGGUGGCCACCAUCAUUAUUGAUGCCAACGCCUCCAUCUCUUACCUCAUCCUCAAAAAGGCAUCAGAACUGGGGAUGACAUCGACAUUUUACAAGUAUAUCCUCACUACUAUGGACUUCCCCCUUCUCAGGUUAGAUGACAUUGUGGACGAGCAGUCCAACAUCGUGGGCUUCUCCAUGUUCAACACCACCCACCCAUUCUACCUGGAGUUCCUCCGAAGUCUGAAUCUGUCCUGGAGGGAGGGAUGUGAUCUUAGCCCCUACCCUGGGCCUGCACUGUCCUCCGCCCUGAUGUUCGACGCGGUGCACGUGGUGGUGGGCGCGGUGAGGGAGCUGAACCGCAGCCAGAAGAUCGGAGUGAAGCCGCUCAGCUGCACCUCGCCCCAGAUCUGGCAGCACGGCACCAGCCUGAUGAACUACCUGCGCAUGGUGGAGUAUGAUGGCUUGACUGGGAGGGUGGAGUUUGACAGCAAAGGCCAGAGGACCAACUACACCCUCCGGAUUCUGGAGAAACACAGGGCGGGACACAAGGAGAUUGGAAUCUGGUACUCUAACAACACUCUGGCUAUGAACUCAACCUCCCUGGAUAUAAACGCGUCCGAGACACUGGCCAACAAGACGCUCAUCGUCACCACCAUAUUGGAGAACCCUUACGUGAUGCGCAAGGACAACUACCAAGACUUGAAGGGCAACGACCAGUACGAGGGCUUCUGCGUGGACAUGCUGAGGGAGCUGGCCGACAUCCUCAAGUUCUCCUUCCGGAUCAAGCUGGUGGACGACGGGCUGUACGGGGCCCCGGAGCCCAACGGGUCCUGGACGGGGAUGGUGGGGGAGCUCAUUAACAGGAAAGCAGACCUGGCGGUGGCGGGGUUCACCAUCACUUCAGAGAGAGAGAAAGUCAUCGACUUCUCCAAGCCCUUCAUGUCCCUGGGUAUAAGCAUUCUCUACCGGGUCCAGCUGGGGCGGAAGCCAGGUUAUUUCUCUUUCCUGGAUCCAUUCUCCCCAGCUGUGUGGCUUUUCAUGUUGCUGGCCUACCUGACUGUCAGCUGUGUCCUUUUCCUGGCUGCCAGGAUGAGCCCCUACGAGUGGUACAACCCGCACCCCUGCCUGCGGGAGCGCAAGGACAUGCUGGAGAACCAGUACACCCUGGGGAACAGCCUGUGGUUCCCCAUCGGGGGCUUCAUGCAGCAGGGCUCCGAGAUCAUGCCCCGUGCCCUCUCCACCCGCUGCGUGAGCGGCGUCUGGUGGGCGUUCACCCUGAUCAUUAUCUCAUCCUACACGGCCAACCUGGCCGCCUUCCUGACCGUGCAGAGAAUGGAGGUGCCCAUCGAGUCGCCGGAUGACCUGGCGGACCAGACCAACAUCCAAUACGGCACCAUACACGGGGGGAGCACCAUGACCUUCUUCAUGAACUCGCGGUACCAGACCUACCAGCGCAUGUGGAACUACAUGCACUCCAAGCAGCCCAGCGUGUUUGUGAAGAGCACGGAGGAGGGCAUCGCCCGCGUGCUCAACUCCAAGUACGCCUUCCUGCUGGAGAGCACCAUGAACGAGUACCACCGCCGGCUCAACUGCAACCUCACCCAGAUCGGCGGCCUGCUGGACACCAAGGGCUACGGCAUCGGCAUGCCGCUGGGCUCUCCGUUCAGAGACGAGAUCACGCUGGCCAUCCUGCAGCUCCAGGAGAACAACCGCCUGGAGAUCCUGAAGCGCCGCUGGUGGGAGGGGGGGCAGUGCCCCAAAGAGGAGGACCACCGGGCCAAGGGUCUGGGAAUGGAGAAUAUCGGGGGCAUAUUUGUGGUGCUGAUCUGCGGCCUGAUCAUUGCCGUGUUUGUGGCCGUCAUGGAGUUUGUGUGGUCCACGCGGAGGUCGGCCGAGACGGACGAGGUGUCCGUGUGCCAGGAGAUGCUGACGGAGUUCUGCAACGCCAUCUCCUGUAAGAAGACCUCUCGCUCCCGGAGACGACGGCCCCUGUCGGGCCCCGGGGGGCCCCGCCACCCCACGCGCCUCACUCUGGGGGCCCCGCGCCCGCUGCGCCUCGUCCGGGAGAUGCGUCUGAGCAACGGCAAGCUUUACAGCGGAUCGGGGCCCCUGACGGGGGCCGCCGGGGGCGGGGGAGGCCCCUCAGACCUGGGCCCGGGGCCACAGCGCCUGCUGGAGGACCCGCUCGGGGCCAACACCACCCCGCCGCCCUCUCUGGCCCCCUCGGUGCCCCCCCGCAGCUGCGCCCACGUCCGCAUCUGCCAGGAGUGCCGGAGAAUACAGAGCCUGCGCCCUUCCUCCUGCAGGAUGACCCCCCCGUCCUCCUCCCUCAUCCCUGCCCGCCUCCCCCCACCCCCUCCCCCCUCAGCCUCCAACACGGACAGCGAGGGGGGCGGGGGCCCCAGCCCCCGCCGGCGAAAACUGACGCCCCCGCCGCGCCCUCUCCCUCCCGCAAAGACCAGUACAGACCUCCUGGGGGAAUAGAACUGGGGGAGGGGGGCAGAGGACACGGGCAGAGGACAGUCGUUGCUGGGGGGGGGGGCGUGGGGGUACUGCUUGGCCCCAGUUUAUUUUGGAGGAGGAGCCCAGGGGUUGGACAGGAGGGAAAUCUAUAGGAGGGCGGGACCAGGCUGUGGUGUUUCAGAGACUUUUAAACCUGCAUAUUCUUCAGCAAGGCAUUGAGGGGCUCUGACAAACAGUGUGUGAAGAUUUAACCUUUCAGAACCUGACCCACUCCCCCUUGGCCACACCCUUUGCUCCUCUCCCCCACACAGUUUGGCAGCGAGCUGGAGCAGGCUGCCAACUGAACACCACGGUGCAUCUCCUAAAUCAUGCGUGACAUGGUACCACUUCAGACAAGGAGGCUCCGACCCCUGUGUGCACUGCAGCUGUUCCCUGUGCUGAACAGAAACGCCCCGUUGGGCUUUCCGGUGCCGUUCCGGCUGGGAUAGGACCUACUUUAGAACUGGCGUGGAUGCUGUCACUCGGUGUUAUUUUCACUCUCGUCUUUUCAAGUGAACUAGAACUUCUUCCUGGUGGACUCAAAGGACCACAGAGACUCUGCGCGCAGGUAGAGCGGUCUGUUCGCUCCCGAGCGUAAAAACCAUGGAUAAGGCGGGAGCACAUUUCCCUACAGGAAGACCCGAAGGGGGGGUCACACACCUGAAAAAAAAAAAAAGAGAAAAGAUAAUCUGGGCUGGAUGCUGUCUCUUUCUUUGUUUCCUUAUUUCUUUUCGGACAGUUUCCUGUAGACUCGGAGUGGCUGGUGUGAGGGCGGACACAGACACUUGGUCCGUUUGUGGUGUAUGUUUCCCUCCACUCUGUUGGUACCCGUCGUCCUGCUACAGCGUGAGGUCUGUGAGUCAGAGAGGGGAUUGCCUGAAGCACACUGAUACACAUUAUAUUAGUAUGAUGCAUAAACAAGGAAUUUACAUCAACAAGCUGACUGAAUCAUGCUGUAUUUAGUGGUGGUACAAAAUGUGUGUGUGUGUGUGUGUGUGUGUGUGCGUGUUCUGUUGUUAGAGUUCAAUGGACGAGUUUUCUGAAUUGUUCCGAACAAACUAUCCAGAACAUAAAAUUUUUUUGAUGAAAAUCUACCCAAAAACCAACGAGACUGAUCUUGACUAAAAAGCGAAUGAUUCCAGCUGCUACAAGUGACCUGUAGUUUACUGCAGGUGGUUUUGUUAAAUGUAUGCCUAUUUAUAAUUUAAGUAUGCUAUAAUCCCUUACAAAAAAAGUAAUACAUGUUAUACUCAUAAACCAGAAUUUAUCUACUUCAUAUAUUAGUAAGUGUUUAUUUCUGACUGUGGACCAUUCCUUUGGAAAGCUUUGAUCGUAAUGAUGUCCCUGACCGGAAAAUACUGAACUGUUUUUAAUUCUCUUUAUACUAUGUCUGUCCUGAAGAAUAUUCUGCAACAGUAAAAUUAAUAACCAAUGUGCACUCA